GCGGAGUCGCGGAGUAGUCUGCGUUUGGGAUCAGCCCGAGCCGGUCUUCCUCUCUCAUCCUCCAGCUGAUCCGUCCCUAGGCUCCAGUGAUUUCCCGGUCUAGCGUGGUCGCCAGCGUCCAGAAACCACGUGGAGAUGUGCCCCACUUCCAGCAACUCGACGGCGUGUCUCGUCCUGGAGGACGGCACCAAAUUCCACGGCCACGCGUUUGGAGCCAGGUGUGAUGAAGUAUGCGCCGAAGUCGUCUUCCAAACGGGUAUGGUGGGUUAUCCUCAAUCGCUUACUGAUCCAUCAUAUCAUGCUCAAAUUUUAGUGUUGACGUAUCCUCUCAUUGGCAACUAUGGAGUACCAGCAGAGACCAAAGAUAAACAUGGUAUUCCUCUGUAUUUUGAAUCGCAUCAAAUUUGGGCUGCAGGUCUCAUUGUUGGAGAAAUUUGUGAGGAACCAAGUCACUGGAAUCACAAUCAAACUUUAUCGCAGUGGUUGGUUUCAAAUAAUAUCCCUGCAAUUGCUGGCAUUGACACUCGUGCUCUCACCAAGUACAUCCGAACAAAGGGACCGAUUGUUGGGCGAAUAGUUCAUGGCUCAGGAGAUAUUUCUCGAGGUCUGUUUCAGGAUCCUAAUAAAAGGAAUCUUGUUUCAGAAGUUUCGCUGAAGUUACCUAUCACAUAUAAUCCUGAGGGCCGUCUUCAAAUUUGUGUCGUAGACUGUGGAUUGAAAUAUAAUCAGUUGCGCUGCUUAUUAUCAAGGAAUGUCAGAGUUGAUGUAGUGCCAUGGAAUCAUCCUAUUCAUCCGGACAGUUAUGAUGGACUCUUUCUAAGUAAUGGGCCAGGGGACCCUUGCAUGAGCCAUGAGACAAUUAAUAAUUUGAAAAAUGUCUUGAGUCUAUCCUCAUCGGACAGCAAGAGAGUGAAACCAAUUUUCGGAAUCUGUUUAGGACAUCAGCUACUAGCAUCUGCCGUUGGCUGUAAAACAUACAAAUUGAAGUAUGGUAACCGUGGUCAAAAUCAACCAUGUGUGUUAGAAGGUACGGAAAGGUGCUUCAUGACUUCUCAAAAUCAUGGGUUUGCAGUUGAUAGUUCCAGUUUGCCUUCUGGUUGGAAACCUCUGUUCACAAAUAAAAACGAUAACACAAAUGAAGGGAUUGUUCAUGAUAAUAUGCCGUACUUUAGUGUCCAGUUUCAUCCGGAACACUGUCCUGGGCCACAAGAUCUGGAAUGUCUUUUUGAUGUAUUUUUAGAUUUGGUUGAUUCAUACAAAAACAAUCGAAAUGUUACCAAAGGUGCCUCCAUUAAAGAUCAUUUAAUGAAAAAAUUACUUCCUGAGAAACCUGUCGCCAAACCAUCUUGCACGCCAAAAAAAGUAUUGUUACUGGGUUCAGGAGGUUUAUCAAUCGGUCAAGCCGGAGAGUUUGAUUAUUCAGGAUCUCAAGCAAUCAAGGCUCUAAGAGAACAACAAAUUCAAACAGUUCUGAUCAACCCAAACAUUGCCACCGUUCAAACCUCUAAAGGCUUAGCAGACAAAGUCUACUUACUUCCAAUUGAUCCGUUUUAUGUGGAACAAGUCAUAAAAUGUGAAAGACCUGAUGGAGUAUUGCUCACAUUUGGAGGACAGACGGCUUUGAAUUGUGGGAUUGAGCUGGAAAAAUCCCAAGUGUUUAGCAAGUAUAAUGUCACAGUAUUGGGGACUCCCAUCACCUCAAUAAUUGAAACAGAGGAUCGAAAACUGUUUGUUGACAAGAUAAAUGAAAUUGGAGAAAAAGUAGCUCCAAGUGCUGUUGUUUAUAACAUGCAAGAGGCAUUAGAAGCUGCAGAAGUUUUAGGAUAUCCUGUAAUGGCGCGAGCUGCAUUUGCAUUGGGUGGUCUUGGAUCAGGGUUUGCUCACACGCCUGAAGAGUUACGCAAGCUGGCUCAACAAGCAUUUGCCCAUUCAAACCAACUGAUUAUUGACAAGUCUUUAAAAGGAUGGAAAGAAAUAGAAUAUGAAGUUGUCAGAGAUAUAAAUGAUAAUUGCAUCACGGUUUGUAACAUGGAAAAUGUGGAUCCUCUGGGAAUUCACACCGGAGAAUCAAUUGUUGUAGCUCCGAGUCAGACUCUUUCAAAUGCUGAGUAUAAUAAACUUAGGACGACAGCAAUCAAAGUAAUCCGUCAUUUUGGAGUGGUGGGAGAAUGUAAUAUUCAGUAUGCUCUGAAUCCAAAAUCUGGAGAAUAUUAUAUCAUUGAAGUCAAUGCUCGAUUGUCUCGUAGCUCCGCUCUCGCCAGUAAAGCCACAGGGUACCCAUUAGCUUAUGUUGCUGCUAAAUUGGCUAUAGGUCGCUCUUUACCUGAUAUUAAAAAUUCUGUAACUGGUCAGACAACAGCUUGUUUUGAACCUAGCCUUGAUUACUGUGUUGUCAAAAUGCCACGUUGGGACCUCAGUAAAUUCAGCCGAGUGAGCACAAAAAUUGGAAGCUCCAUGAAGAGUGUUGGAGAAGUAAUGUCUGUGGGUCGCUGUUUUGAAGAGGCAUUUCAAAAAGCUUUUCGAAUGGUCGAUGAAAACGUUUCAGGAUUCGACCCAUAUUUGAAAGCCGUAUCUGAUGAAGAGCUGGAACAACCAACUGACAAACGAAUCUUCGUUCUAGCUGCAGCAAUCAAAGCUAACUACUCCAUUCAACGUCUUUAUGAUCUUACAAAAAUUGACAAGUGGUUUUUAUACAAAAUGGUCAAUAUCAUAAAUAUGUACACGCUGUUGGAAAGCCUGUCAACUAAAGCUCUACCAGUAGAGGUAUUGUUAAAAGCAAAGAAGUUGGGAUUUUCUGACACACAAAUUGCUGGUUGUAUCAAAAGCACAGAAUUAGCUGUUCGAAAACUACGUGAAGAAAAUGAAAUCAUUCCAUUUGUCAAACAAAUUGAUACUGUUGCAGCAGAGUGGCCUGCCACUACGAAUUAUCUGUAUUUGACCUAUAAUGCAGAGAGCCAUGAUAUAGAAUUUGAAGGUGGGCUCAUUAUGGUCCUGGGAUCUGGUGUGUAUCGGAUCGGAAGUUCUGUAGAGUUUGACUGGUGUGCAGUGAGCUGCCUGAAAGAGCUUCGUCGUCUUGGCAAAAAAACAAUCAUGGUCAAUUAUAAUCCAGAGACCGUCAGCACUGAUUAUGAUAUGUGCGAUCGGUUGUAUUUUGAAGAAAUCUCUUUUGAAGUAGUCAUGGAUAUUUACAAUCUUGAAAAUCCGGAGGGAAUGAUUUUGAGCAUGGGAGGCCAGCUGCCAAACAACAUAGCAAUGGACUUGCACCGUCAGCAGGCAAGGAUUCUUGGCACCUCUCCAGAAUCCAUCGAUGGAGCAGAAAAUCGAUUCAAAUUUUCCAGGAUGCUUGACAGAAUUGGAGUGUCUCAGCCCCGGUGGAAAGAAUUAACAAACUUACAGUCUGCAAUUGAAUUUUGUGAGGAAGUUGGCUAUCCAUGUUUAGUGAGGCCAUCUUACGUCCUAAGUGGUGCCGCAAUGAGUGUAACACACAAUGCUCAAGAUCUGGAGAAUUACCUCGCUACAGCGAGUGAAGUAAACAAAGAGCACCCUGUCGUUAUCUCAAAGUUUAUCACUGAAGCCAAAGAAAUCGAUGUCGACGCAGUUGCAUUUGAUGGAGUUAUUUUGUGCAUGGCUGUCUCAGAGCAUGUUGAAAAUGCUGGUGUCCAUUCUGGUGAUGCAACAUUAGUCACUCCCCCUCAAGACAUCAACGCUGAAACCCUAAAAAAAAUUAAAGCGAUAUCUUGUGCCAUUGCCAGUUCGCUAGAAGUCACAGGACCAUUCAAUAUGCAACUAAUAGCCAAGAAUAAUGAGUUAAAAGUUAUUGAAUGCAAUGUACGAGUCUCAAGGUCUUUUCCUUUUGUCUCUAAAACUCUUAACCAUGACUUUGUGGCUAUGGCCACACAGGUCAUCAUUGGUGAAAAAGUAGAUCCUGUAGAUAUAUUAGCAGGGUGCGGUAAAGUUGGAGUGAAAGUUGCGCAGUUUUCCUUCUCUAGGCUUGCAGGAGCGGACGUUAUGCUUGGAGUUGAAAUGGCCUCGACUGGUGAAGUUGCAUGCUUUGGAGAUAACCGUUAUGAAGCUUACCUAAAAGCUAUGAUGAGCACUGGUUUCCAAUGGCCAGAAAAAGCCAUUCUUCUCUCUAUUGGUAGUUUCAAGCAUAAAAUGGAGUUGUUACCUAGUAUUCGCUCUCUCCAGAAGAUGGGCUACAAAUUAUAUGCAAGUAUGGGGACAGCAGAUUUUUAUACAGAACAUGGUGUUGACGUACAGCCUGUCCACUGGAAUUUUGAAAACAUUGGAGAACAUGCAACUAGCGGUGAUCUGAAUCAUCUCGCUAACUUUUUAUUGAACAAAAGUUUUGAUCUUGUUAUCAAUUUACCAAUGAGAAACGGAGGUGCACGACGAGCUUCAUCCUUCAUGACCCAUGGGUACAGGACAAGGAGGCUUGCUGUAGAGCAUUCAGUACCAUUAGUGACAGAUGUGAAAUGUGCAAAAUUACUUGUAGAGGCAAUGUUAAAGACUGGAGGUGCGCCAAAUAUGAAAACACAUACUGAUUGCAUUUCGUCUCAUAACAUAGUGAAACUACCGGGUUUCAUUGAUGUCCACGUUCAUGUCCGAGAUCCAGGAGCAACUCACAAAGAAGACUUUGCCUCUGGGACUGCAGCAGCAUUAGCAGGCGGGGUGACGCUGAUAUGCGCCAUGCCCAACACUAAUCCAUCCAUCGUGAAUGCCUCCUCGUUCACAGUCGCUAAAAAAGCAGCUCAAGCCAGAGCCCGUUGUGAUUAUGCUUUGUUUAUUGGAGCCUCAGCUGAUAAUUAUUCCGCCAUACCCGAACUUGCCCCUGCAGCUGCCGGAUUGAAAAUGUAUCUGAACGAAACAUUCAGCACUCUGACAUUGCCUGAUAUUUCAGUCUGGGGCAAACAUUUCGAAAACUGGCCCAGAACUUUUCCUCUUUGUGUUCACGCGGAGCGCCAGACCACAGCUGCUGUUCUCCUCCUCGCUUCACUACACAAUCGUCCUGUUCAUGUCUGCCAUGUUGCACGGAAAGAAGAAGUAGAAAUUAUUCGUGCAGCCAAAAAGAAAGGUAUUCAAGUCACAUGUGAAGUCGCUCCGCAUCAUUUAUUCUUGACAAAAGAUGAUUUGGCAACUAUCGGGGAGGGUAGAGGCCAAGUAAGACCGAUGCUGUCUGCAGAAGAAGACCGAGAAGCACUGUGGGAGAAUAUUGACAUAAUUGACUGUUUUGCCACCGACCAUGCCCCUCAUACGGUGGAGGAAAAGAAUAGUGAGAAACCUCCUCCAGGCUUUCCUGGUCUUGAGACAAUGUUGCCUCUUUUACUCACUGCUGUCUCUGAGGGUCGUCUAACGCUUGAGGAUCUUGUAGACAAGUUGUAUCACAAUCCUCGUCGGAUUUUCAAUCUUCCAGAACAGCCAAACACAUAUAUAGAAGUAGAUUUAGAUGCUGAAUGGGUAAUACCUGAGGCAAUGCCAUUUACAAAAUCCAAAUGGACACCUUUUGCUGGGCAGAAAGUCAAAGGCUGUGUCCACAGAGUGACACUUCGUGGGGAAGUUGCUUAUGUGGAAGGACAGGUUUUAGUUCCUCCAGGCUAUGGCCAAGAUGUUCGUGAAUGGAAACAGCCUCAACUGGCACAAAAAAUUAUCAUGCCAGUACUUCCCGCAUCCAGUAUAGCCAGUAUAACCACUGAUGAUGCCAUUUUAGUCCCAGAAAUUUCAAUACAGCAGUCAGAAACUCGAGUUCACGAAUUCUACAACAAGGUAAUCAAUGAAAUUGGUGCCAAAGUGGAGCAGGAGUUGCAAAACCGUAGCACGUCACCUACUCCAUUCCAAAAUCUAUUAAAAGUAAAAUGCCCAAGUAUACAAGAUCAGCCCUCUGGACCUACAGCUACCCAUUUGUUGACGCCCACACCAAUUUCAUCAUCGCACUCGCUGACAAACCGACAUAUCCUGAGUGUGGAUAUGUUCUCGAAAGACCAGCUCAAUGAUCUGUUCAACCUUGCUCAAACAUUUAGAGUUUUUGUUCUGAAAGAAAGACCCUUAGACCAUGUGUUGAAGGGUAAAGUAAUGGCAUCUAUCUUUUUCGAAGUCAGCACCAGAACAAGCUGUAGCUUCUCAGCAGCAAUGCAGCGUCUAGGAGGCUCAGUCAUCCACAUGGAUGAAUCUAGCUCAUCUGCCAAGAAAGGCGAAACCUUAGAGGAUGCAAUUACUGUUAUGGCAGGUUAUUCUGAUGUGCUGGUCCUGCGGCAUCCAGAACCAGGCGCUGUUUCAAAAGCAGCUCAUCAUUGUAGGAAACCUUUAAUUAAUGCUGGUGAUGGAAUCGGUGAACACCCAACGCAAGCUCUGCUCGACGUUUUCACUAUUAGGGAAGAAAUAGGCACCGUCAAUGGUUUAACAAUAACUAUGGUUGGUGAUCUGAAAAAUGGUAGAACCGUACAUUCUUUAUCUAGGUUGCUAGCACUGUACAAUGUUCGAUUGCGUUAUGUCAGUCCACCUGGGCUUGGUAUGCCGGAGCAUGUUCGUAACUUUGUGGCCUCUAAAAACAUAUCACAGGAAGAUUUCACCUCUUUGGAGCAAGCAGUACCUGACACAGACGUUUUGUAUGUCACAAGGAUUCAAAAGGAACGGUUUUCAUCUCAAGAAGACUAUGAUUGUGCAAGUGGGCUGUUUGUCGUUACUCCUCAGCUCAUGACUCUAGCCAAGAAAAGAAUGGUGGUGUUGCAUCCACUACCUCGUGUGUUUGAAAUUAGCCAAGAAUUAGAUUCAGAUCCCAGAGCUGCAUACUUCAGACAAGCAGAAUGUGGGAUGUACGUAAGGAUGGCACUACUAGCAAUGGUCCUUGGGAAAUGUUAACAUUUCCCACACUUUUCAAUGUCAAUAAUUUCAUCUCAUUGUGUUGUCUGAGAAAAUCAUAUUUUUUUU
Messenger RNA from Bemisia tabaci, 6924 nucleotides. RefSeq names its product carbamoyl-phosphate synthetase 2, aspartate transcarbamylase, and dihydroorotase rudimentary (gene r). Gene Ontology annotation, biological process: 'de novo' pyrimidine nucleobase biosynthetic process; L-glutamine metabolic process; L-arginine biosynthetic process. Gene Ontology annotation, cellular component: cytoplasm; carbamoyl-phosphate synthase complex. Lineage: Eukaryota; Metazoa; Arthropoda; Insecta; Hemiptera; Aleyrodidae. The record is from RefSeq and is a predicted model, not a curated record. Gene Ontology annotation, molecular function: carbamoyl-phosphate synthase (glutamine-hydrolyzing) activity; amino acid binding; ATP binding.